GCUCUAUUGGAAAGGGAGCAAGCAAGAUUGCAGAGACGUUGGAUUAAACUCCAGCAAACGCCGAGAGAGGUGCUGCUGGUGAAAGAUUUAAUUCUUUCCUCCGUAUCUUCAAGAAGAAGCAGGAGCUCAGGAAGAAGAUGGACAGUCUAUUAAAGAAAGCUAUGGAUAAUCAUUAAUACAAAGUUCCCUCUCCAUGUGCCUCCCUUUUUCCCAUCAAAGAAGACAGAAACCGCAAAGGACAAAUCCAUGAGUCUGUUUUUAAAAAUCAUAGUAAUCAUUCAAAUGACAAAAAUUGCCAAUUCAAACUUCCAAAGAGUUGAUUGAUACAUUUUCAGACUUUCAUAGAAUGCCAAUAUACAGCUAUUUCCAUGGUCUUUUCUCAUAUAACAAAAUGAGGCACAUUGCCACUUGAAAGCACUUUAGAAAGGUUCACAUUGUGGCAGAUGGGGAAAGGUUGAAGAAAACCCAAUCCAUCCCCGACUGCACAGCCUCUUCGGCUUCUUCCCCCAACCCUGCCCUCCACUGGUCAAAUUUCAUCAUAGAAUCAGAACUUGAUAGCUCUAUUGAUUGAUUGUAGAGAGUCACCUCUAGAUAUUUUCACACUGACUUGGAAGAUUGUCGAUGUACCAAAAAAAGAAAAUGAAGUUAAGGGACGCUUUGGACUACUGAUCCAAGAGGCUCGGAAAGAGUAGCCCAUGUCCAGUAAGCAAAACGACCUCCACACCUGGCACCUAUCAACAAAGACUCUACUUUUGAAUGAAGAACUGCUGUUGCCAUCAUCUGGACCGCCUCAGUGUUCAGCAUUUGGAUUAGAUGCAGAGCUUCCAUGCUGAUCCGGAGAGCCUCCCCUAAGCCAGGAUCGGCCUUGCUCCAGAGACCAGGCAUCUCUGUUGCCCAAGAAGCUUGCGCUUGGCCUCAGCUGCCAUGUUGCACCACGCUGCUUUCUUGUUGCACUGCCUCCCACUGGUCAUGGGACAGUAUGACAUCUGCAAAUCCUGGGUGACCACGGACGAUGGGCCAAUGUGGGAGUUUUACGCCUGCCAGCCCAAGGCGGGGCCCAUGAAGGACUACGCAACGGUGAGAGUGGAUCCAUCAGGAAUCACCUGUGGGAAUCCCCCAGAGAGAUUCUGCACUCAUGAAAACCCUUACAUGUGCAGUGAUGAAUGUGAUGCUUCCAACCCAGACCUAGCUCACCCACCCAAGCUGAUGUUUGACAAGGAGGAUGAAGGCCUGGCGACCUACUGGCAGAGCAUGACAUGGAGCCGCUAUCCAGAGCCAUUGCUGGCCAACAUCACACUCUCUUGGAACAAGAGCAUUGAGCUGACCGAUGACAUUGUGGUGACCUUUGAAUAUGGGCGUCCCACUAUGAUGCUGCUAGAGAAGUCCUUGGACAAUGGGAGGACUUGGCACCCAUACCAGUACUACGCAGAUGAUUGCAAUGAAGCCUUUGGCAUGCAAGCCAGGAGGGUCCGGGACCUCUCUGUCACCAGCGCCAACAGGGUAAUUUGCACUGAGGACUACUCCCGCUGGGCGGGGUCCAAAAAGGAGAAGAAUGUCCGCUUUGAGGUGAGGGAUCGUUUUGCUAUUUUUGCUGGGCCCGAGCUCAGAAACAUGGACAACCUUUACACGCGGCUGGAGAGUGCCAAAGGCCUGAAGGACUUCUUCACCUUGACAGACUUGCGAUUGAGGCUCUUGAGACCGGCGCUAGGAGGCACCUAUGUGCAGAGGGAGAACUUGUAUAAGUAUUUCUAUGCCGUCUCCAACAUUGAAGUCACGGCCAGGUGCAAGUGCAAUCUCCACGCCAAUCAAUGCACCUUCAGAGAGGGAAGCCUCCAAUGUGAAUGUGAGCACAACACCACUGGGCAGGACUGUGGCAGGUGCAAGAAGAACUUCCGUAGCAAGUCAUGGAGGGCUGGAUCCUACCUGCCCCGCCCCAACGGCUCUCCCAAUGUGUGUGCCGCUCCAAACUUUGGCACCACUGUUGGGCAGCCUGCUGAUCUCCCUGCUUCUGUGUCUGUCCAAGAGACACAGAUCAAAACAGGAGCUACCAGCUCUUCCGGUGUGGCUCCAUUGCAAGUCAGCUCCUCUGCACCCAAGGCUGAGGUUGGGAUUCAAGCUGUUGAGAGCCCACCAAGCUCAUCUAUGGAGAAACCCAAGCCUGUCCCAAAGGAGUCUCCAGAGAACAUCAGAGCCCCUUCCAAGACCAAGCCAGCACAUGGUGCUACCAAGAAACAUGGCAAGAAACCAGCCUCUCCCAAGAUGUCCAAACUCAUCCGGCUCAAAUCUGGCUCCGUUCCAGUGGCACCUAUUGAGACGUUUAAAGAUUGUGAAUGUUAUGGCCACUCCAAUCGGUGCAGCUUCAUUGACUUCCUGAACUUGGUGACUUGCAUCAGCUGCAAGCACAACACCCGGGGCCAGCACUGCCAGCACUGCCGCCUGGGCUACUACCGGAACAGCUCCGCAGAGCUGGACGACGAGAACGUCUGUCUGGACUGUAACUGCAACCGGAUAGGCUCAGUGGCCAACCGCUGCAAUGAGACCGGCUACUGUGACUGCAAGGAUUUUGUCACCGGGCCAAAAUGUGAUGAAUGCAUGUCUGGCUACUACUGGAGACAAGGCUGCUUCCCUAAUGUCUGUGACGAUGAGUUCCUGAUUUGCCAGAAUGGGGGCACCUGCUAUGAAAACCAGCGCUGCCUCUGCCCCCCCAGCUUCAAGGGUGUCCUCUGUGAGCAAACCAAAUGUGAGGGAGAGAACCAGGACUGCGACACCGCCGCGGACCCCAGCGCCUUCCUCAGCACCUCAGCCUUGCUGCUGAGCACCCUGGCUGUCCAGCUGAGACAGUUUCUUGACCUCUGAAACCCAAGCAAAGGUGACAGAAGCACCAGGAGGAUUCAGGGAGCUGGGUAUCCUUCUCCCCAGAGCGGUUCUGGCUCUUGUGUGGAUGUGGCUGCAAACUUGCUGAGACUGAGCUGACUAUAUUAACGGAGCAAAGGAGGAGCAACCUACCACACUUGGGGGACUGGGAAGGGGAGGGGAGGGAAGGGCAUGCAAAGAACUUGCAAUGGCUUCCUCAUGUCUUUUCAAGAGCCCUUCGCUAUUGCACAGAGGAGUCUGCCAAAAACAUGCCACUAAUCUCCGGCAUUUAGUUGCGCAGCUGUUUGUUUGAGUCUCUUUUCCGUUCUCCUUACGUCUGUUUGUUUCAGGAGUAGCACUCCUCACAGAUACUGGCAGCUAUGGAGCUCGGGAUAUUGGGGGGUGGCCUUGGGGAGGGAGGCAAAUGACUUGUGCACCCGGGUCCACCCUGCCGACGGUGGUGGCAACGGCCUGCUCCAGCCCAGCCCUGACGUUAUACUGUUGCCUACAAAUCAAGUUGCUGAAUUUAUUAAGUUUUUGUACUUUUUUCUCCGUUUUUAUUCUUUGGUUGUGAGUCUUCAGUUUUUCCUUUUCUCGCACUCAAGAUCAGGACCGAAGAAGGCCGCUUUGUACUGCGCCAAAGUGUAACGUGCUAAUCCAGGCUUUGCCGUAGAGUUUACGGUUCGGAUACUUUUUUUGUAGAGAAUUAUUUUUGUUUGAUUAUAAAUGUUCUAAAAGGAAAAAAAAAAGAUGAACCACCACAGCCUCUAGAGAGAGAUUUUACCAUAGGCGUUAUGAUGUAAUAAUCCCCACUACAGUAAAGCAACCUACUAAUUGCU
This is a messenger RNA of Sceloporus undulatus (fence lizard), 3692 nucleotides long. RefSeq names its product netrin G2 (gene NTNG2). The record is from RefSeq and is a predicted model, not a curated record. Lineage: Eukaryota; Metazoa; Chordata; Lepidosauria; Squamata; Phrynosomatidae. The coding region runs from base 925 to 2856 and encodes 643 amino acids. The transcript is spliced from 14 exons.